UCUUUAAGUUUUUGUAGCAGAUACCAUUUUGAUAUUUUUCGAUGGACUUCUGAACUUGGAUCCUUCCUCUGGCCCCGCUUGUUCUUUCAAUCAAAUAAAUCAUAUAUAUAUAUAUAUAUAUAUAUAUUUUUUUUUUUUCGCUUGUUUCAGAAUAAAAUUAUCGGAAUUGAAACGAAAAACUUUGUGAGAUAUGAGUUUUCCUGAUUUGCGCUCCCCGUUUAUGCCGUCUCUUGGACCUCAGAGUGCGUGCAGUGGUGCUUCAGUUGGUCUCUGUCCUCAUCAAUUCCCCAUCAACGAUGAUUUUCAAGGCCAAGGUCCUCCCUUCAAAAGACUCAAAACCUCCCGUUCAAAUUCUCUCUCAGAAAUUCAUUCAAAUUCUUUGUUUUACCCAUCUAUGAGCAAUCAUUCCCUAAUUAAUUGCUGGCCUCAAUUUCCAACCAAAAACGAAGACCAACAUCCUCAAUUUGAACAUCAGAUUCUUCCUCCCUUAAAAAAACCCAGAAUUUCUGAAGAAUGCCGUUCAAAUUGUUUGCCUUGCCCACCUGUGAACAACGGCAUGAGCGUUGAUGAUAUUGGUUUCUGGAUCCAAAAUUCUCAAUUUGAACACCCACCUCCUCCAUUCAAGAAACCCAGGAUUUCUGAAGAAACCCAAUCAAAUUCUUUGCGUUACCCACCUCUGGCUUCUUCGAUAAACCCUCCACCAAGUGGCCCAAGCAGCAGUGGGAUUAGAACAGACACUAUCUUCUUCAAGCCCAGUGUGAGUGCGAAAUUCAAAGUGGGUUUGUGCCGGAACGGUGAAAACUGCAACUUUGCACAUGGGAUCGAGGAUAUGCGACAGCCUCCUCCCAAUUCGCAAGAACUUGCUGAAGAUCGAUUGCCAUUGGGUAACUGCGAUGGUGACCAGGAACUAAUCCACUGGAUGAAAAGGUGUAGUUUUAUUCAUGAACAUCCGGCAAAGGUCGGGGACAAACUGGGCGGGUUCAGUCAGAGCAGAGUGUUAGGCACGGUGAAUGGAAGAGGCUGUAAUGGUUCUGAAGGUAAUAGGUCUGUGAAUAAUACCAGUUCAGAUUCAUUGCGAGUAAAUUCCAAUCCUGCAUAUUGGAAAACGAAGUUAUGUAAAAAGUGGGAGACAAGAGGACUAUGUUCUUUAGGAGAGAAGUGUCACUUUGCUCAUGGGCAAGAAGAGUUGCUAGUGCUCCGGUGGACGAAUCGAAGCAGAAGCCAGGAAUAGUUGCUUCUUUCCAGCAACAGCCCAUGUUGUUGGUAAUGGUUCAACUCCAACUGCAAUGAGAGGUGUGGCUAUUGUUGAUGAAGAAGGGAAGACAUAGGGGUGCUUGCCGAUGUGUAAGGUACCCAAGAAGCUCAAUCAAAUCUAUGCAGAUUGGGCUUUAUGAGCUGAAGCUGGUGAACAACUUACCAAGCAGAAGUAGAUAGCUGCGUUUGGGUUGAAGUUAAAAUGGUUGGAGACUUUGAGUCUUCUUCCUGGUGGUCAAGCUAUUUCCAAGGCUUCUACUGCCUACAAGAUUUUGUGUCAUGUUCUGUUUCUGUUUCUGUUUCUUAGUUCAUUGUCUCACAAAUUGGUACAUUGCAAAUUGACUAAAUAGGGAAAAGUAAAAAUGCGUUAUAUAAAAUUGCAAUUUGGAACUAUGGUAGUUGUUAUAAUAUUCAACAAUGUCAAUAUUCAAAAGAAAGCAACAUAUUUUAUUUUUAUUUUUUGAAAUAUGUACCA
This is a messenger RNA of Ziziphus jujuba (common jujube), 1729 nucleotides long. Its product is annotated as zinc finger CCCH domain-containing protein 39. Gene Ontology annotation, molecular function: mRNA binding; metal ion binding. The transcript is spliced from 2 exons. NCBI's taxonomy places the organism in Eukaryota, Viridiplantae, Streptophyta, Magnoliopsida, Rosales, Rhamnaceae. The record is from RefSeq and is a predicted model, not a curated record. The coding region runs from base 191 to 1231 and encodes 346 amino acids.